Messenger RNA from Varanus komodoensis (Komodo dragon), 9403 nucleotides. It is a transcript of the gene PIGG, whose product is annotated as phosphatidylinositol glycan anchor biosynthesis class G. The coding region runs from base 5 to 2962 and encodes 985 amino acids. Gene Ontology annotation, cellular component: endoplasmic reticulum membrane. Gene Ontology annotation, biological process: GPI anchor biosynthetic process. Lineage: Eukaryota; Metazoa; Chordata; Lepidosauria; Squamata; Varanidae. The transcript has 13 exons. The record is from RefSeq and is a predicted model, not a curated record.
GAGGAUGCGGCUGCGCUCGGGAUUCUUCACCUGGUCCUGCCUGCUGGUGCAGGCGCUGGGCGUCGGGCUGUUCCUCAGGGGCUUCUUCCCGGUGCCGGUGCGGUCGCAGCCUGGCAGGGGCACGAGCGCCGGUCCUCCGCCAGAGCCGCCUCCCGCAGGUUUCUCCUCCAAUUGGACAAAGAUUCCAUCUCCUGUCUUUAAAAGAGCUGUCAUACUAUUAAUUGAUGCCCUGCGGGAUGACUUUGUGUUUGGUCCGAAAGGUAAACAGUUCAUGCCCUAUACAACACAGCUGGUGGAAAAAGGAAGAUCUCAUAGUUUUAUAGCUGAAGCCAAGCCGCCCACAGUCACUAUGCCUCGAAUUAAAGCAUUAACAACUGGCAGCAUCCCUGGUUUCACUGAAAUCAUGAUGAACCUUGAUUCUCAAGCUUUACCAGAUGAUAACUUGAUAUGGCAAGCCAAAGCAGCUGGAAAGAAGAUCAUUUUCUAUGGGGACGAGACUUGGGUUAGACUGUUUCCAAAGCAUUUCAUAGAAUAUGAUGGAACAACCUCUUUUUUUGUCCCGGACUUCACUGAGGUUGAUGAUAAUGUCACGAGGCACUUGGAUACUGUGCUGAAAAGAGAAGAUUGGGAUUUGCUUAUCCUUCACUACUUAGGGCUGGACCAUAUUGGUCACAUCAGUGGGCCGCACAGUCCUUUAGUGGGGCCGAAGCUCUCUGAAAUGGAUAACAUAAUCAAGAAGAUUCAUGCGUCCUUCCUCUCCAAGGAGGAGGGAGAAGUGGCUUCUCCCCAUUUACUUGUUGUGUGUGGCGACCAUGGGAUGUCUGAGAUGGGGAGUCAUGGAGGUUCCUCGGAGGGGGAAGUGCACACGCCCUUGCUUUUUAUCGCCUCUGCUUUUGACAGGAAGAGUGGUCCUCUGAAACGUCCAGAACUGAUUCAGCAGACUGACAUUGCAGUCACGUUGGCCAUAGGUCUGGGCUUGCCCAUUCCAAGGAGCAGUGUUGGGAGGAUUUUGCUGCCUGUUGUACAACAGAAAACAAUAAGAGAACAACUACGGUACUUGCAUUUAAAUGGCUUCCAGCUCAGCAGACUUCUCCAAGAGAAUAUGCCUUCCUAUGAAAAAGAUCCCAGCUUUGAAAUGUUUAAGGUGGCGGAAAAAUCUCAUGGAAGUUGGAUCAAGCUUUAUUUGGAGAGGAACACCUCAGAGGUUCUCAUCAAUCUUGGCAAGAAAGUCCUGAAGCAAUAUUUGGAGGCUCUCAAGAUCCUGAGCUCUUCCUUAAGCAAGCAAGUGGUGCAGUAUGACAUGUACUCAAUGAUCAUGGGAACUGUGAUUGCUCUAGAGGUGCUCUUGCUGCUUCUAUUGAACGUCCCCAAAGCACUGAGCAACAGGGCAGAAUUUGAAGUGCCCCUCUCUCCUUUGUGUUCUCUGCUCUUCUUCCUGAUGUGCCUGAUGCUCUCUGCUGUUCAUGUUGUCGUGUGCACCUCAAUGGAAAGCCUGUGCUAUUUCUGCCGCAUUUCAUGGCUGACAGCAUUUGGUGUGAUCGUGAUGAUUUCUGGGCUCCUAUGUGUCAUUCUGGCUGCUAUGGAAAAGGCGUUUGUGAAUCCAACACAAGCACUGAAGAAUCCAGCUGCCUCCACUUCCAGCUGGUCUGAAUUAGAUCUGCUCAUACUGGCAGGCACGGUUGGCCAUGUGUCAAGUCUGGCUGCUAGCAGCUUCAUUGAAGAAGAGCACCAGACGUGGUACUUUCUCAUCAAUACCCUUUGCCUCGCCCUGUGCCAGGAGGUCUACGGACACUAUUUCUUGACCAAAAAGCGUGAUCUUCAGCUUCCCUCUGCCAUCAGAUCAAGUUCUGGAGAGAGCAAGGGAGUCCCUUCCUGCCACAAGGGUGACGUUGACUUCCUGCAGGCUGAUUGGAAAAUGAGCAAGUUCAUGUCCUCUGAAAGCGCAAGAGGUUCUGAGAAGUGGAUGGCCUUAGCAACUCCAUGGGUCAUUCUUAUUAGCUGCCGGUUCCUUCGUUCCUUAAAUCAGACUGGAAUUCAGUGGGCUCAUAGGUCAGAUUUGGGACACUGGUUGACAAGCUCUGAGCAUAAAGCUGAACUUUCCCUUCUGGCAUCUGUCUCCCUAGUUCUGAUCUUUAUUCUUGUUCAGCAGAGAUGUUCUCUGGUUUCGAAAAUAGCCAUGGCACUUGGACUCUUGGGAGUGUACAGUUACCGGGCAGCCACUGGAAUGGUGGAAUUUCCAUGGCAACAAGAAAGUAUUUCAAAGGGCAUAAUUGAAGCACGAUUCGUUUAUGUCUUUGUUCUUGGCAUCAUCUUCACAGGCGCCAAAGACUUGCUCAAAUCUCAGGUUCUCUCCGCAAACACAAAGAUAAACUAUGCAGGUCUGUGGGAAAUGUACAGUGGACUGGUCUUGCUGGCAGCACUGCUCUUAAGGCCUCACAACUUGCCCAUUUUGGUCUUCUGUCUGCUCUUUCAAGCCAUGUUGACAAAGUACAUCUGGAAGCCACUGGAGUUUGAUGCAGCUCAAGUUACUAUAAUCCACUACUGGUUUGGUCAAGCUUUCUUCUUUUUCCAGGGUAAUUCAAACAGUAUUGCCUCUGUGGAUGUUUCAGCUGGAUUUGUUGGGCUUGACAACUAUGUGACAGUCCCAGCCGUCUUCCUGACUGGAUUCUCCAUGUACUCUGGGCCUGUGCUGUGGGCCAUUCACUUGCUGUGCUAUUUGAGUUCUGAAAUUCACAGGAAUGCUGCCGCACUGGGGCACGGCUGUUUCUGUUACGCGCUGCUACGCUCCAUCCCAGUUGGGGUGUACAUCAUCUUGGUCACAGGUCUGCGCUACCAUCUCUUCAUCUGGAGCGUCUUUUCGCCAAAGCUUCUCUACGAAGGAACACAUCUCUUCAUCACUGCAAUAGUGUGCACCUUCUUCAUGGCAAUGGACCAGAACCACUUGCGCCAAGUCCAAGACUGAAAGCAACUCUCAGGCCGAAACUUACAUAUAUUCUACCCUGUGACGGCAUUUCUGCUGUGGGAAGUAGAUUCUUGCUUCUGAAUUGCCCAGUGAACUUUAAAAAUCAAUCUAUUUUGAUUUUAGCAAAUGUUUUAUAUAUCGGCUAUGUUGCAAAGAAAUGCUGCUAUGGAGAAAAUGGUGGUGAUCACUAAACAGCAGUUAAAAGGUUGUGAACAAACUGAGGCCUCACCCGCCCCCAUCUGCCUCCAGCACCAGUUUAACCUUAGUCGAGCAUUACAUCACCAUGGAUCUUAACUUCAGUAAAGGCUGUUCACUUGAUUCAGAUCCUUAACUAGGGUUUGAAGCUGGUUAAACAUGGGCUCACUUGGCUAACCUUAAUGGUUAGCAUGCAUAUGGUUAAUAUGCAUGCUGGCCAUGUAACUAUGGUUAUGGUAGGGUAAAUUGAUGCUGGAGCAGAGUGAAAUCACAGCCUACUUGUAACCUUUUCAUUGCAGUUGAGAGAUCACCCCUAUUACAUUUGCACUAAGUUUCAUACGGGUCUGUUUUGGGGCAUCGGGACAGGAGUUGCCCUCAGGAAUUCUUGCUCGUUUUCAUUCUUUCAUACCAGACCUGUUCCCUAGCAGAUGAAAAUCUACCAGGCUUUACUAGAUUUGAAGAACUGGGACUUGCGUCUGUUGCCAAGACUUUUUUGUUGCUGUUCAUUGCAGCAUUGUCCCCUGCUUCUCAUUUACUAAUGGUUAAUCAUCUCUUUAAUAAGUGAUGUUUAAUGCCUUUGUUCAGCUCUGAGGACUGUUGGCUGGUGGCCCUUAUGUAAAAGUUUCAAAACAGCAUACCUUGACUUCCCUCUGGUUUUGGCUAUGUGGGCCUGGGGUGUGGGGAGAGUUAAAGAUGCAGCAUUAUAUCAGCAUAAUGGGUGUUAAAAUCAAUUGACAUGUUCAGAGACUGAGAUUCUGAAGAAGUCCCCUAAGGCGGAGAGACCAGUAUUUCAGUGCAACAGGUGGAAUCCUGAACAAGGCUGGGCCAGCCGUGAUGGCAGAAGUGAACUGUUCCCCUUGGUGGCUCCUAGGGCUCCCUCAAAAUCACACAGAGUAUGGUGACCCUGCUGGUGGGUGGGGUGGGGUGGAGGGAGAUCCCCCCCGCCCAUAUUGGGCAGAGGGACCAUUUGCAAGAAGGCAAAUCCUGGAUCCGAAUCACUGUGUUUGAAUCACUCGAUAUAAUGCAUGCAAGUUUAGGGUGGGGGUGCUAAUUUUCGUCCUGCCCUACUCGGCAGUGCCGUUUCUCAUUCACUUCUAAGCCAUGCCAUCUCUUAAUGCCUCCCCAUCACUGGGAGUCCAGCCUGCAAUGGGGGUGGGGAUAGAAAUCACAUGCAGGGAGCCAGUGCAUCCCAACACCAGGUUCUGGGUGGGGGAAAGGAGGGGAAAAGGCCAGAGAGACAGCACGUCCCUCUUCAGGCCCCAGGGUCAGGGGAGCAGUGCCUGGUGAGCUUACAACCACCUUCCUGCCUUUCCUUCAGUAAUCUCUCAGCGUGAUGGCUCACACUGUGGCAAGAAAUUAUGGAUCAGUAACGUAAUACACACACAGCCCUUCUAUGAACACAGCUCGCAGAAUUUCCUGUAGUUUGCUUUGAUUAUGUUAUUUCUGCAAAUAGCAGUCAAGGAAUACAAAUAAGCUCUGGUGGGCUUAAACAUCUGUCAUAUCUGAAAAUGUGUAUGAAAUCCCUCAUGAGAAUUAAUGGACUGUUUUCUUGGUAAAAGUUACUAAUUUCAUUAUUUUUGAUAGCUGCAUCUUGGCAAGGAAAUGCUACAUAUUACAUAUGUAAUUAUAUAAAUUGCUACCUAUCAAAGCAUGCUGGUACAUUUGCAACUGAGAGCAAGCUUUGUAUAACACUAUAAUGUAAAGUCUGUGUUUUUUAAAAAGGAGCGAUUGUGGUAUGCUCUUUGUGGCAACUUUUAUUCUCUUGAGUUCAGACCUCAUCCUUCCAGAAUGGGCCGAUCAGCUGCUAGCUUUUUUCCAAGAGUCUAAUCAAUGUGGUACGAGUGCGAGCUUGAACCGAAUUCUCAAGUGCUUAAUGUUUGGACAGGAAUGUAUUGCAUUUAUCUGAGCCAACCCUGUGACCCAUCCUCAGAUUGCAGAGAGAGAGGAACAAGUUGUAGGAUUAGGGGAAAGCCCAUGUACAAGUAAAUCACGCUUGAUCAUCUGUGCUCCUGUAUUCUGUGGAGGGCAGAGAGCCAUCAGAAGCAGUUAAGAUAUUGGUUGUGCUCCUGGGUCAUGUACAACCAAUAAAAUGAAGCACGGGGCAGUGAGCCGUAUGGUGGUCAGGCAGCAGUGCCACAUUUGCAAGUCUCUGGCACUGAUUAGUGUUGAGCGUUCCUGCGUCCUUGGGCCUGGUCUCAGGGGAUGCAAGCGGCGGUUGGGAAGCUGCAGGACCAGCCCCAGAUGCUGUGCUGGCUGAGGCAAAUGUCAGAGUGGCGGGUCCUUCCCAAGUACAGACGCUCGCUUCAGCCGUGGCAACAGGACAGCGUGCCUGGAGGCAGCAGUUAGCUCAGGGGACACAGGGCAGGCGGUGUGACACACGCAGCCUGGUCCUCUGCCCAGAGCACCGGUAGCCUGAGGUGGCCACCCAAUUCAGCCAAUUGGCAGAGCCAGCCUUGGGGAGCUGCCAUUUCGGCCCAUUGCUCUGCCAGGGCAUUGUGUGUAGUUGGAAUGACUGGGAGACUCACAGCCACCGACCACAGAUUGUGGCAUUGCAGCUGGCAGAGGUUUAAUGGAAGGGACAUGGGAUGUGGCGCUCACAUUUGGAUCCAAGCGUGCAUGUAGAGGCAGGGCAGGUAGGUGCAAAAGGCCCACAGAAGCCUUUUGCUGGUUUUUGUUUUGCAGCGCAUUGUUUGAGUUACUACCGAAGGCCCAAUCCAGCCAUUCUAUUGAGAAAACAGAUAAUGAGAAAAAAUUAAUCUUGCUAUGUCUGAAUAACACUGAGCUCGUCUAGCUCGUCUUUCUGAUCUGUAUGUAUGUGAAUAUUUGAAAUAUACCAGGGAUCUUCAGGCACAGUGUUUUUCACAGGGUAGAUAAAUUGUAAAAAAUCUUUGUAUUUUUCUUGUUUUGAUUUUAGUGAUAUUAAGAGUCCCUUGGAGUCAAACUGGAUGAGAUGCAGGAAAUCCAAUCACCUACCUGCUUUUCUUUUCUUUUUCCCAGCAAAGCAGUGCCAUCCCCUGAAAUUGGUUGGGACCCCACUGCUGGCAGAGUGUCCCCCUGAAUUAUUUCCCUACCACUGCGUUUUCUGUGGAGGAAAACAGAAAUGCCUAUAACCUUUUCCCAAGGAGGCAAAUAACGUGUGUGUGUGUGUUAUUUAGUCAGACACAACUGCGUUGAAUCUCCCCUUCGGUGGACUACAGAUUGGUUAAGUUCUUGGGCUCCGUCACCAAGUCUUCCUUGCAUCUAGUUUGAUAUGUAACAUGGUUGAAAAUGAAAGCCAGAUCCCCUGUAUCAUUUUCUUUAAGAAACUGUGGUGUCAACUCUACAGGUUCAUGGCAAACUCUGGCUUAACAAACCAGAUAACCUUGCACUAAGCCAGGGAGAUGAAGGGCAGAGGAAGCAAAGGCCUGGCUCAUUAGGCCAGGCAUAAGACAUUUCCAUAGGGCCAAUGAGCUGAAGUUUCAUUUACUAUUCUUACAUUUAUAUUCCACAAGCCCAGGUCUCCGAAGUCUCAGUCCAUCACUCUAACUGUGCCACACUGGUUCUCUAUGUGAAAGGAGUGUACCCGGACAAUAGAUUUCUGUCUUCAAAAAUUCAUGCAUUACUGCAUUUAGCUAAAUGAAUGUUUAGAUAGCCAAUCAAAGAGUAUGUGUAUUUCCAUCUCCAUGGAGAAUUCUUGCCCGGUAAUGAUCAGUCCUUGCUUCCAAAAAUUUGGAGCACUUACAUUUUCAAGUAUGAGAUGCAAUCUUGCAUAGCACCCUUAUCUAUGUACAGGCAGAGCCAAAGAGAAAUCCUUGAUUUCCCCUUUGCAGUAAUGUAUAUAUACUGUGUUAGUGCCAUGCGGUGGGCUAUGUGAUCCUAGAAAAUACAUAGACUCUAUUUAGUUAGAAAUCACUAGGUUUAAUUGUUAUAACAGCAAAUCAAUACACUUCCUUGUUCAGAAAAUAUAUGAAGUGCAAAACCGGAAGCUUGAUUAUAAAUCCAUGUUCUGUAAAUUAGCCCUUUUUAACUACUAAACCAUUUGGAUUUAAACUGAUCUACUCUUGCUUUUUCAACCUAUUGGGCAUUUGGAUUUGUGCUUUCGAUAUUUUAUCAGGAUUUGCUGGUGCCAAGGGUAAUUUCAGGCACAGCUUUAACUGGUAUCAUCCUGCCUCAAACAUGACAUUGUACAGGGGAUCUGGAUGGUAUCUUCCACUUGGAAGCUUCCAGGGUUUUCCCACCAGUUGACUCAAGCUUCUUACCACAGAAAAUCUGUGAAGGAGGGAAAGAUGAAAUAGCAGCACAGCCCUUCUAGUUGAGUCACACUGGGAGCCAGCCAACCAGAAGCAUCCCAGUGCUUUGCUAGGAAAAGGGCCAGGAUCAGACGAAGAGAAGCAGCUUCUGUGCCAUUGUAAAUAUAUAUGUAUUCCAAAGGAAUCUCCACUAAUUCGGCACGAAAGUAUGCUUGGGAGAGCAGCUUUAAUUCAAUUUUUCUCAAUGCUGUUCUUUAAACAGGGAAGGCUUGGCUUCAGAACAAGUUAAGAGAAACAAGUCAGCAUGUGGCAUGUUUGCAUACAUGGGACAUCUUUCGUACCUUAGGUUAUGCAGUCCAAUUUUGUUCAUGGCUUAGUUUGACCACACGCACGGUACCCCUACAGACACCUCCCCAAAAGCGCCUGUCUGUGUUGGUGUCUGAGCUCCACCAAUAGCUCGUGCUGUGCAUGUUUCAGUCUGGCUCUGCUUUGAAGAAGGCUCCGAAGGUACAGCUGCGCCAUUGUUGAACUUGUUAGGCAAAGAUAUGUCCCCACUGGGGGUAACAGCUGCUUGUUACAUUGCCAAGUGAGGAGGCAGGUGGGGCUGGGAAACUAUUAAUCAGGACUGGCUUUUUAACCAUUGCUAAGAAACCCAGCUCAAGCCAAGGUUAUAUACCCUAAUUUAUAGCCAAGCUUUAACCAUGGUUAAGGUAUUCAGACAGGGUUUGUAGGCCCUCGGGAAAGACAUCCUCCCUCCCUCCAUGGGGCUGCCUUCUCCCCACUGUGCUCGCCAGCUACUCUUGUUCCUCCACCUCUUUCUCUUCGUCGCUACUGCUUGCUUGACAGGUAGAGAGCCGGGGAGCGUGCAGGUUGAGACAUCCAGUGCUGUUCCUUCCUGCCGCAACCAUUGCACACAUCAGAGUGAGAGCGAGGUGAACAAGCAGGUGGCAGCAGUGCAAAGAGGACGGACUCCAGUGGGUUCCUCUCACGGGGGCUCAAUUUGAGUUUGGGCCUUUGGCCUGUGCCCAGCCACACCUACCCUUGACAUCAGCCCUGUAUGCAGAUGUAACACUUUGACAUAGAUAAGAAGAACGUACAUAGUGUCAGGUGUCUGCACAAGGUGCCACUUUUUCAUUAAAAUUCAGCAGUCUUGUCAAUCUUCAGGUAAACCUAAGCGGAGCUUUCACCAGCGGAUCUUAAAUGGCUUUUUAUCCCUGGGCUUUGCUUUUGUGUCUCAAGCAGAUAUUGGAAUAAAAUCUAAUGCCCUUUACGUCUCUGGUGUGUGGACUUAGCUUUAGAAUGAAUGUAAGAAAAUCAGCUUUUCCAGUGACUGAAGUGUUGUUUGACUAGCUUUGCGCUCAUGAGACUUGCUGCUCCCAAGAGGCUCGUAAUGCAAACUUGUUGGGCUUCGGGUUUAUCAGAGGAAUUCCUUUGGGGAACAGGAAAGAGCAAGGCUGCCCCUUUGAAUUUGCUGAUAGGAGCAGAGGAGUGUGAUUAUUUUGCACAAUUGUAUCUACUGCAGAAACUCUACAGUCUUUGCAAGAUACAAUCUCUCCUCCUCCUCUUGACAUUCUGUUGAGUAGCUGUGCUGUGCAUUCCUCAGGUCACAACACAAUUUUCCAUGUGAACUUUGAAGUUCAGACCUGAGUUAGGACCAGGCUUGCUUUCUGUGUCCCUUUUGCUUUGUGGUUCCAGUUUUCCACUGGUUUUGAAAAGAUCCAUUUCAGUGAGAAGGCCCACUUAACUAAGAUAGGAGAUGUGGUCCAGCUUACGCAGUCAGGAGAAUUGUGUACGAAAAUUUCUUCUAGACUGCAGUGCUUAAAGGUGCAAUUGUUAGUGAGUUGAAUGUCCAGGGGACUGUAAGGGUUGCAUCCAAUCUUGAUCAUCUACUGGUUGAAUGGAAAUUGCCGACAUUGUCUGGUUGUGCAAGUGGAAGUCUGAUUGCUGGAUAUAAGUCAUUAUUUGCAUGCUCUCCCAAAGCAAAAAAUAAUUUGCAUAUUAAAAAGAACAGCUAACA